GUUAAUUGCCGCCAACGGUUUAUAGAUGAUUCAAGAGAUUUUAAUUACCUACAGGAUUUAAGCUGCUUUUUUUCUUGUUUCGAUCUGCAAUAUAUCAAAAAUUCCAAGAUGACAAGGAUUUGAACACCCACUAGGGUUUGAAUUUAAUAUAUCAAGUUGGUAUGAUGGGUGCUGAAACUGUGAGCGAAUCGCGGCUUAGAAAUUUCUGGAGAAGUACAGGGAAGAGCUCAGGAUCAGAGCCUGAGAAAACCAUGAUCGGUAUCCUGGCAUUCGAAGUGACCGGUAUCAUGUCUAAGACGAUUAACAUGUGGCGUCUGGUAGGUGACAGAGAGAUUCAGAGAUUAAGAGAAGAAAUUACAACGUCACGUGGUAUUCAAAGACUCAUCUCGGCAGAUGGUGAUUAUCUCAUGGAUCUUGUUAUGGCUGAGGUAAUUAGCAAUGCCGGGUGCGUUGCAAAAUCAAUUGUUAGGCUUGGAAAGAGGUGUAUAGACCCUGGGUAUCAUAAUCUUCAAAUGAUUUUUGACGAUCCAGUCGAGAUGGGUCUUAAAGGGAGCGGCUGGGAAUAUAGGGUGAAUAAGAUGGAGAGGAAGGUUAAGAAAAUGGAAAGGUUUGUUGCAGCCGCGAUGCAGCUCACUCAAGAACUUGAAGUGCUUGCAGAGCUUGAGCAAACUUUGAGGCGGAUACAGGCUGGUGGCGGCUCUAAUUCCAAAUUUAUCGAGUUUCAGCACAAGGUUAAUUGGCAGCGCCAGGAAGUUAAGAAUCUCCAAGAAAUGUCGCCUUGGGUUAGAUCACAUGACUAUGUUGUCCGGCUUUUACUUCGAUUUAUUUUCACAAUAAUCGCGAGGAUCAAGUCUGUUUUUGGAACAAAUCAGACAGGAGAUAAUGACGAAAGCAAUCUCUCUGGGGAUUUGGGAACCAACUCUCUAGCUCGCAGCUGCUCUGUCUCUGGUUCUUUUUAUUCCUCUAAGAGUAACAUGUCCAGGUUUUAUUCAGGACCUAUAGUUAGACCCCUAGGGCGGUCAUUUUCAAGUUUAGGGCAUAGUAACAGUAAAAACAGGAUGUUACUUAUUCGACAGUCAUCUGUUCUCUGCGGAAAACCAUCACUAAUGAAAUCAAGACGGCUAGCUCCUAUUGCGUCUUUUGGUGGGUGCAUUAAGGCUGGUAAGGAGUCACCUGUUAUCGAAAGCUGCGUGCCAAAAAAUGAUCAUGUUUUGAGGUGUAAUGACCGUCGCCAAAGAUAUAGAGGUGGAUCAAAAGACACUAACACACUUGUUAGGGGCUUAACUUCAGCAAAAGAAUCUUUUUUCAACAUGAAACAUAAGAUGUUAACUGUACCCCCAUCAAGUCUUGGUUAUGCUGCAUUGGCUCUCCACUACGCAAAUAUUAUCAUACUCAUUGAGAAGUUGGCUACUUCGCCUCACUUGAUCAGUUCUGAUGCUCGAGAUGACCUGUAUGGUAUGUUACCAACUAGUCCAAUGAUUUCCGGGGGCAAUGUGCUUCUUGUUCAGACCCUCUACUUUGCAAACCAAGCUAAGACUGAAGCAGCAAUGGUUGAGCUUCUCAUGGGUCUGAAUUACCUUUCGCGAUUUGGUGAAGAAAUAUAUUGCAGAAACACCAUGGAGUCUUCUCCUAGCAGGGCAUGUGAUGAUUAUUUUCUCAACCACGGCAUUCCUCAAUAUAGGCCCAUAAGAGACUGUGCCUUAUAAGUGACUAAUCUUUAACUGCUUGGCUUGUUUACCUGAUUGAGUGCAAUGCAUAGCUUUUGAUGCUCUACAUUAUGGGGAUGAACAUGCAUACUCUUAAUACUUAUAACAUAUAUGAGCAGCAGAGCACCUGCCCCUAUGACAGAUAACAGCAUUAAGUUCUUCACAUCCAAUUGCUUUUGUAUAUCUAUCUUUUGAAAGCUGUACUAAUAUUAUCAACUUUGUCAAAUGGGAAAUUAUAAAACUACUGAACCAAGUUUGUCUAAGACCCCAUAAAGGGCUUACCCGUUU
This is a messenger RNA of Cuscuta campestris, 1994 nucleotides long. Lineage: Eukaryota; Viridiplantae; Streptophyta; Magnoliopsida; Solanales; Convolvulaceae. The record is from the annotation of a GenBank genome assembly.